This is a messenger RNA of Zootermopsis nevadensis, 20663 nucleotides long. The record is from RefSeq and is a predicted model, not a curated record. Lineage: Eukaryota; Metazoa; Arthropoda; Insecta; Blattodea; Termopsidae.
ACAUACUAUUACCGGCAUGGAAUGGGGGUACGUAUCGCGUAGGUCGAAAUGGGGGUUAUGGAAGUCAGUAGGGAGUAAGAAUGAGACAGGUCUGUUUAGGGCCGCAGGUCGAAAAGAAGAACAAAGAUGAUGGAGAAAUUACAGUUUAAGGUUAUUUGUAACAAACGUAAAACAGUAAUGGAAAAAUACGUGUUUAUUUUCGCAAAUCAUCUUUGUAUGUGAUUUAUCACUGGUUUGAAAUUAAUUAGAUGUACCAACUUUUGUAAACUACCUAAAAUUAUUUCCAUCAUGGAUUCUGAAAUAACUGUUUCAAACAUGGAUGCACAACAAUUACCUAUGAAUGGCAGCCACAUAAAUCUUGAUGACUUCAAGAUGGAUAGUAACUUUGCGUGGUUGCUCUGUUCUCUUGUUUCAACUAUGGCUUGGGUUAUCUACAUAACUUAUUACAAUUCAAGAGUUAUCGGCUACUUCAUAACACGUUUAUUGAAUCGGUUUCUAGUUAGGGAAGGUUACAUGCAUGUAGGUUCAUUAACUUGCUAUGUGCUGUCUGGGAAGAUAAUGUUUCGAGAUGUAGUAUAUAUCUGUCAUGACUAUACAGCUAGAGCACAAGAUGGAUGGUUGAUCUUCCGUUGGUGGAGAGCAUAUGUGCCCAAAGAUGUAUCUGAAGAUCUAUCACAUUCGGAUACGCGGCUGUCUGUAAUGCUGAAUGGAUUUGAACUACAUGUUUACAAUCGCUGUGAAAUGUAUGGUAACCUUGAAAAAUUAUUUGGUCUGGAACCUCAGAUGUUUCCACGUGAUGGUGAUUCCUCUGGGAGUGGUUCUGGAGGUACCGAGAGUAAGAAAGGUGAGCAUAACAAUGAUGAAAUGAGAACUACAAUGUCAUCUAAUUCUAGAAGACGACCACAGACAGUAGCCCUGUCUCAGGGACGUAGUUGGAGAGACUUGAUUCCUGUCAUCAAGGUCGAUGUGGCUUCGGGUCGAGUUGUCUUUGGUAACCGUCUUGUGCCAACGACUCUCUCCAUCAAUGUUGAAGAAGCUCAUUUUGUUUACUCAACCAAACCAGCUGCAUCACGAUUGGAUCAUUUCAUGCACUUCACCAAGUGCAAAGCAGAGAAUUUCAAAGUAAUUCUGGCCCCAAGUCCCAAGUACACAGGGAUGGUAGAUGAUCCACCUAGGUAUAUGGGUGAAGGAUUUGUGGUUCUAUCUUCAAAUAACAUUGAGCUGUACUACUACAUGGAUGAAGCUGGUCUAGUGCCUGCAGAGCCAGCGAUGUUACAACUUGCAAAUGGAGAUAUUGUGGAGUCAGCCCCUCCCAUCUGGGGUAUGGACAUAAAGUGUGGAAAAGGGACUGAUUUUAGCUAUGGACCCUGGGCAGAUCGACAGCGAGAUCACCUUUUCAAGUUCUUCUUUCCUAAUGAUUUCCAACCAUUAAAGGUAACUAAAGCUCUGCAGCCAGGAGAGAAACGAUCAGCCACUUCAUUUGACAUUCGUCUGAGUACUCUGAAUGAUGCCACUGUAGACAUUCUGUUUUCUAAAAAUAAAGAAACAAAUGCUGUUCAUGUCAAUGUGGGACCUGGGUCGUACCUGGAGGUGACAAUGCCAUGGGUUGUGGGUCAGGAUGGUUACUCAACCAAGAUCACUGGCCAGUUAUUGCACCUGGAAGCAACAACCAGUUUGCAAUACCGUUCCCUAGUUGAAAGUGAGACACUGGAAUUUACUGUCAAAUGUCACUAUCCCAUCAAGUGGAAUGAUCAUCAGGAGUGGAUUUUGAACCUCACAGGGUGUAAAGCUACUGUUAACCUCAUAUAUGCCCACAAAUGGUUCUUUCAAGAUCUGGUUAAUGACUGGGCAAGCAAGUCUAGGCCAGAUUUGCUUCACUUUGUGCCCUAUACAUGGAUAAUAACAGUCAUAAUAAAGGAGUUUGAACUUAUCACACUGUGUAAUGAAUACAAUUGGAUUGACUGCUCAUCACAAAACCAGGAAAAUGCUCACAUUGCAUUUUGUGGAGAUUUGUUUGAUCUCUCCUUUGAUCUGCCAUUCUGUGACUUCUUACCUACUACAAUUCCUCUGAGAUUCUGGAUACAGGGUGAAAGUGUUGACUUGGUCCUAUAUUUGCCAGAAAUUUGUACAAGUCGUAGUAUACUGUUGGCUCUUGAUGCAAAUGCAAAACUGCUUGGGCAUGAUAUAAAUUUACGUCAGAGAAAUGAUGGUACCAGAAAAUGGAGGAAUGUCUGCCAAAAAAGCAUUGGAUGGGUUGAUUGUUGGUCUGUGCCAAUUGUAGCUCUCUGCAUUAACUAUGUGUAUCAUCCUGUGCCGCCUUUGGGACCUCCACCCCAAGCUGAUAUCACUACCCCAGAGAAAGAGGAGAUAUUGUUAUCCCCUAUGAGAAUACCAAGGUGUAGGAAGUCUCCAGGCAUACACUGGAGUCAGGAUGGCUCACAGAAAUUUGAUCCAACUACUCUUCCACCAGAUAAAGUUACCUUGGAGCUUGAGAUAGGACCAUCUGUUCUGUUGGUGUAUGGAGCUUGGCUGAGGAAAUUUAUGCACUUAAAGGAAAAUAUAUUUGGAGAGGACCAGGCUUUCACUGACAUGUAUCAGAGCCGUGCAGCAUCCAGUUCUUCUGUUGGGGAUGCAAAUGCUGUCACAGGAGCACCUGCAAGUGCAGCAGACAGAGGAACUGAUGUUUCAACCAGCACUGGUGCAGCAGAUGAAGCAGAUAUCCUGAAACAAAAGGAAUUUGAUCCAAGACAGUACCGUCCCUUUGAAGUGGCUGUAUCUAUCACAAUGCAUGAUAUACAGGCACAUCUUAUCAAAAAUUGCAGUGAAGGGGAUCCACCUUGUCCAGUCAUUCUUCUCGAAAGAUUUGGUUUUGAGAUGAAGAAAGGCUACAGAGAAACACAACUUCAAUUAUUACUAUCUCCAGCAAUACUUCUGUCAAGUGACAAAGUAACUCGACCAAGUAAGGAAAGCCAUCUCACACAAGGACAUCUUAUGCUUUCUGGAUUCCAGGUUCGAGGUCAUGCCAUGUUCAGUGAUGAAGGUAGAACCUUGGAUGAAGAGACUGUGGAGUAUGCAUGGCUAGUGGAAAUACAAUUGGGAAAGUUGAGUGGAAAGCUGACAGCACCACAGCUUCACCACCUUGUUACCAGUUUGGAGACUUUUGCUUUGCUUGCAAAGGAUGCAGAGAAUAACUUGAGGCCCCCUCGCUUACCCAAGGUUUGUCAUCAUGGAGUACCUCCACUGCAAUGCAGUGAAUCUGAUCCAGAUACUAGGUAUCGAUGCCCAUCUGGUGAUGAUAUCAAAUAUAGAAUGACUCGUCUGGCAGUUGAUGCAGUUGACCUGUACUUGCUAGAAAGCAGUACAGCAUUUCGAAUUUGGGCAUCUCCAAUUCGUAUUGCUACGUGUAACCUUCAUGGGCACUUGGUAAAAUCUGGUGUAACAGGUGUAUUGCCAGCAGUGCAGGUCAGGCAAUUUGUGGCUACUGGUAGCAAUUUUAGUGGUGGGAAUGCUAAUCACAGUAACACCAAUACUACAAGUAGUGGACGAUCUCAACAUAAUCCAAGCAGCAGAAUGGACAGUUUGUUAGGAGAACUCUGGCUGGAGGUGGGUUCCAUCUCUUUAGGGCCUCUUGUGGUAGAAGCAGCAAUGUCUCUUCCAGCUCCUGAACAUAACCUACAUUUAGUACAGCACAGGUAUUUACGCACACAUGAUGAGGCAUUCAAGCGAUUAUGGUUCUUAUGGUCAGGAGAAAGUACUAAUAGUAAGGCAGUUGGACGCUGUGGUUGUAUUGGUGGCUGUGCAUUCUUUGGUACUAACCGAAAUGGUGCCAAGUUUUUUAAACCUAGUCGGGAUGACUUUCAAGAUGGAGUUAAUAUGGCAGCAUUCAGGAUACAUGAACCUGGACGAGAUCCUGGAUUUGGACAAAGUAUACUUCAUGAAGGUCAACUUCUGUUCCGUACACCUCCAUAUGGUUCUCAAGAUAUUUCUCUACAGGAACCAGUUAAUGGAUGGGACAACAAUGUGGGGAACCCAAGGGGUACUGGAACUGGUGCCCUGAAGGUGGCUGCAGUAAAUGAUCCCAACUUAGGUGAGAGUCCUGGAACACUAGCUGGUGAACAGUCACGUUCAGUAGCAGAGACAAACAAGGAUAGUAGUUCAAGAAUCAGCACAGCAACACCCAGUCCAGUUAGCUGUUACAGUGAUAAGAGAGCUCUAGGAAGGAGGUUCUCAUAUACUUCAGCUAGCAAUAGAAGUGGAAGCAACACAACACGUGAUGUGCCAUAUGCUCGUCUAAUGGACCAUAGCCCAACCAACCUUUUACCUCCAAAACUUGAUAGUGACUCCAUGCUGAAUGCAGAGCGAAGCAAGUCCAUAUUGAGUGUACCUGAGACAGAGGGAGCACCCAAGAGUAGUGUUUCAGACUCAAAGUUGGCUGUUGACUACUUCAACACAGCCACACCUAAAGAGAGCCACCAGCAAGGAGCCACAAAUGUAGUACUGGUUUCAAAGCCUUCCAGUUCGUCGGCAGUGAAUCCAUCAGAAUCACACCAUUCACUAUCUGUGGAUGCUGCAGAAGAAAAUCUUCGUAAGGAAGUACAACGUACAGUGUCAAUGAGUAGCGAAAACCAUUCUGAGGCUUUCUAUUCAGCUGAUGAAGAUAUUAGUCAGCAUGUUGGAAUGUCAGCCAGUCGUACGUCUUCACUUCGCCAUUCCAUUACAUUGACAAGGCAGGAUAGCAGUAGUAGUAACACUACCAAUAGACAGGAUAGCUUCAAGAGUAAUGCUACAGCUGAUGACAUUUUCUGCCCAGCCAGUCAAGAUGACAACCAGCACGUUUGCAUGUCAACCAGUUCUGCCUCUUCACUUGACAAUUGCAGUGUAUUCAGUGUUGUGGAUAUCAGUAUGAAAACAAUUAGAAAGAAGUUCCCAAGUGAAUUAAGCAUAAUACCAGGUGCUGUUCAUACAUUGCCUUCUGCUGCCCUCAUGGCAAGUGCAGCUAUAUGUUCAGACGGACGGUCCCGUCUCUCUAGUCAUCGCAGUGAUCAUGAGAUUCACACCCCAGAACACCGAAAUCAGCAACUUUCCCGAAGUCCAGAUAUGAGUGUGACAGGUGGAGAAGAUGACAGAAGAGGUGGGGGAGUUCUAAAUAUGGCAACUCCACAUAGACGAUACUGUAAUGUAAGUUCUGCCUCUCAGCAGCGAUCUACCAGCCCCCGUUAUGUGACAUACAAUAAUGGAGACAGUCUCACUGGGUUGCAGGAUGUUUCUGAGGGACAGAGUCAAGAUGGAGUACUCCUGGAUUCAUCUGACACACACUCUGUAUCCAGUACAUCUUUUAUCUCAGCAGUCUCAUCACAGGAGGACAUGGCAUUGGUUAACCUGCACAUGCAAGUUAACAAACCCAUCAUAGACUCUCCAUUACUCAUGACCAGCUAUGUAAAUCACCUUUCACAGGCAAGUUGUAACAAUUGGUCACAGUCGUCACUUCCUGCAGGCUGUGAUGCUUUCACGGUCCCACUUUUCCAACGUACUGAGGAAGGUAGACUCAUAUACAUUGGUGGUAGAUACAGUCCUAGAUUUGAAACAUUGACAGAAGGCUUAACAUCUUUGAAGAUGAUAUCAAGGGUCAUUGGUGAACAUCAUGGAACACCUCCACCACCAAGUAAAACUCCCACUCAUCCUUAUUCCUGGGAUGCCUCAGCUUUUUUGGGUUCUGAAUCAGAUGACCUGGAGACAGAAUAUAUUAUCAAUCAGCAUGAUGCAUGCCCUUUAUCCAUUGUGUUAAAUAGACAGGAUAGCUUCAAGAGUAAUGCUACAGCUGAUGACAUUUUCUGCCCAGCCAGUCAAGAUGACAACCAGCACGUUUGCAUGUCAACCAGUUCUGCCUCUUCACUUGACAAUUGCAGUGUAUUCAGUGUUGUGGAUAUCAGUAUGAAAACAAUUAGAAAGAAGUUCCCAAGUGAAUUAAGCAUAAUACCAGGUGCUGUUCAUACAUUGCCUUCUGCUGCCCUCAUGGCAAGUGCAGCUAUAUGUUCAGACGGACGGUCCCGUCUCUCUAGUCAUCGCAGUGAUCAUGAGAUUCACACCCCAGAACACCGAAAUCAGCAACUUUCCCGAAGUCCAGAUAUGAGUGUGACAGGUGGAGAAGAUGACAGAAGAGGUGGGGGAGUUCUAAAUAUGGCAACUCCACAUAGACGAUACUGUAAUGUAAGUUCUGCCUCUCAGCAGCGAUCUACCAGCCCCCGUUAUGUGACAUACAAUAAUGGAGACAGUCUCACUGGGUUGCAGGAUGUUUCUGAGGGACAGAGUCAAGAUGGAGUACUCCUGGAUUCAUCUGACACACACUCUGUAUCCAGUACAUCUUUUAUCUCAGCAGUCUCAUCACAGGAGGACAUGGCAUUGGUUAACCUGCACAUGCAAGUUAACAAACCCAUCAUAGACUCUCCAUUACUCAUGACCAGCUAUGUAAAUCACCUUUCACAGGCAAGUUGUAACAAUUGGUCACAGUCGUCACUUCCUGCAGGCUGUGAUGCUUUCACGGUCCCACUUUUCCAACGUACUGAGGAAGGUAGACUCAUAUACAUUGGUGGUAGAUACAGUCCUAGAUUUGAAACAUUGACAGAAGGCUUAACAUCUUUGAAGAUGAUAUCAAGGGUCAUUGGUGAACAUCAUGGAACACCUCCACCACCAAGUAAAACUCCCACUCAUCCUUAUUCCUGGGAUGCCUCAGCUUUUUUGGGUUCUGAAUCAGAUGACCUGGAGACAGGAUGUGAAGAGGAACUUCUGGCACUUCAGAAUGAAUAUGGCUCAAGAACUACAGUGAUAUUAAAACUUAAAGGAGAUGUGGACAUAAUGUUGAGUCCGCUUGUCCUAGAAUCACUGCAGAGAUUUAUUGAUGCUAUAACCCCGACUUUAGCCAGUUUGCAUCCCUUGACUGUACUAAAUCAUCUCCAUGCUGAAUGCAUCUCUCAAGUUGAGGCUGCUAACAUCCUGAAGCGUGACCAGUCACUGUCAUAUUUAAGUCAGUUCCAAGCCAGUAGCAAACGAAGUACAGCUGAGCGAAAUUUGAGUUCCCCUACUGGCCAAGGAGCAUUGCAAGCCAAUGUAUAUGAAGAGUCUGUUUCCACACAGAUUCAGGGAACAGUUAUGCUUCCAAAGGUGAACAUAACAUUGCUCCAGGCAUCAGUUGUGGAAGAGAUGAUAUCUUUUUCAGCAUUAGACAAUAUUAGAGAUUUGACUUGUGUUUCGCUGUUUGCUGUGUGUUUUGGUGGAGUCACAGCAAGGUUUCACUGCUCUAAACAAGCUCGUGAAGUUGUUCAGACAUUCCAUCACCCUGCUGUCCUUCCUAGUGGACAUAAGAAGUCUAGUGGAAGUGGCAAGAUGGGUAAACCCUUCCUCCUUGGACAUCAGGCUACUCCAGGAACCACAGAUAUGCUAGGUGGAGAACCAGUUUACAUAGAAACAUCAGAGAAACAGCAAGAAGAAAUGGUCUUCACUCUUAAUAUAAGCAAAAUCCAUGCACAGUUACGUCGCUUGAGAAACGAGAGUUCAAUUCUGAAGGAUGCUGUGAUCACUGCCAUACCAAGCCAUUAUUCACGUGUGUUUUUCACUUGUGUUAGAGUUGCUUCUCCUAUGAGAGGAGUUGACUUCUGUGCACAAAUGCAGCAACAACAGAGUCAGUCUCAGUCUGCAGACAAUGGGACAGGCAAAAUCCAUGCACAGUUACGUCGCUUGAGAAACGAGAGUUCAAUUCUGAAGGAUGCUGUGAUCACUGCCAUACCAAGCCAUUAUUCACGUGUGUUUUUCACUUGUGUUAGAGUUGCUUCUCCUAUGAGAGGAGUUGACUUCUGUGCACAAAUGCAGCAACAACAGAGUCAGUCUCAGUCUGCAGACAAUGGGGUACGCCAUGUUGGAAACCCUCACAACAGUGAUGAUUCUACUAACGCUGUUGAUGAGAAGCUUGGAUUUAUAAUGUUUGAAUGUGGACUUGAGGGUGUUUUGCUCAAAGUUGUCAAAAGGUCUCAGUUUGAAAAGGGAGAAAAUGGCAGUGAUGAAGAGAUAGAAAAGCCUGAGGCAGAAGCCAGUCAUACUGAUACAGUGAGGUCACGAGAUGAAUUGGAGCAACAACCAAUGGCCAAUACCACUUCAGGUUCCAGUCAGGUGGAGAACAGUGUAGUCUCAUCUGCUGCAAUGAAAACUACUGCUGAGAGUGCAGGCGUUGGUAUAGGUACUGCUGAGGUCAGCACUGAGCCAGGUACUGGCCCUGCAAACAUCAACAUUGCGACUGCUACAGGAAACCAGGCAACUGAAAAUGGGCGUGGUAAUACCUCGUCUUGCAUCAUUGAGCUACGCACAGUAUGGUUUAAUUUUGCAGCUCCACCACGUGCACCAAUCACCAGGAAAAUUGAUUUCACUAGGUUGGAUUGGAACUUGCUGAGUACAGCAUCCCCUGCAAUUAACGCGUGGAUGAAUCCUAGUAACAGGUUUGCAAUUCGAGUGGUUCACAUGGUCCGAAGUACGUAUAGACGAUCAACAGGCAUUGUUGCUUGUCUCAUGGCUGAGGCUUUAGAUGUCCAGGGGAUUCAUAUCCCCAUGAAGAGCCGAUAUGGACGAUAUACACCGUUAGCUAAGACAUUGCAGGAAGAUCCUUCUUGUCAGUUGUGUAGUGUGCUACAAAAGUAUGUGCUGCUGUCUGAUCUAUCUACAAUAGAGGCAAAUUUGCGUGAAACUGAUCUUCCUUUAUUAUCCACACUUCGACAGGGUGUUAUUGUAUUGAGUCGUCAGUGGAAGAAUGUCUUAUACACACCUCUUCUGCUGGAUCACAAAUACAAAAGUAAACAUGUGAAACCACUGAAUGUUACUUUUGCAGUUCCUGAGCCUGAUGAGGAGAAUGUACUAACAGAUGGCGAGGGCGAAGGGUCUGGGGAGGAAUGUGAGGUAACGGAUGAAUGUGCCAUGCUUCUUAACACAGAAGCUGGUGCCAUGCAUAAGGUGAUUAAGUCACAUGAUAAAAAUGGACUAGGUUUAAAACAUGACGACCUGUUGGUUCCUCCUGUUGGGUCCCCUCAUGUUACCAGUCAUGUGGAUCGCACCCCAAUGGUUACACCUGGAAUUGUAGUUGGAGGUGUGGACAGCUUGUUUAAUUCACCUUCACCUCCGUCAGUUCAGCAGCAAGGUCAUGGAGGUACUGGAGUGGGAGGGCAUCGGAAAAGAAAGAAAUCUCUACCUCCUUCGCACCCACCUUCUUCAUCACGGGCCUCAAUUGUGUUUCCAAUACUAGGUGGUAACCCUUUCAUGGCAGCUGCUUCUCAGAAGAAGUUUGAUGCUGAGCAGGGCAUUGGUUAUGGACCACUGAAAGAAGAGCGUUCCUCCUUGCAUCAUUCACAUGGACAGCAUCACCACUUGGGUUCAAAUCCUAGUAUUUAUUCCGGUGGUGGUCCAGGUAGCCAGCAUUCUGUGACUUCUCUGGAAAAUAAUUUUUCUCCCACUGGUAAUUCAUCAGCACCAACAAGCAGAAAUUGGGAAACAAGCAGGAAAGAAACGGGUGAGGACCUGUAUAGCUGGAUGGCCAAACAGCAAGAUUUCAUGAAAGAUUCAGAAGUUUCCAAGACUAACUUGAAAGGGAACUGGGAAUCAAAGAUCAACACACUAACCACUGAAGAUACCUUGGAAGAUCCAGAGUAUUUACAGAUGACUCUAGGAGGGUACAGUCUGUAUCCUAUGCAUGAUUCAUUGCGACUUCUUGAUGCACACCUGAUAUUUGAGCCUCUGCUCUCUUGUCUUGGUGUCAUGCCACAACAGAUGAUCAGUAAUCUCAGUGGUUCUACAGGUCCAGGAAGUGGCAAUGUUUCAUCGUUUGACACUUGGGGAUCAAACUUGACAUUGGUUGGUGGCAUUGAAAUGAUGAGAAUUGAUAUUGUUGUCAGUGAAUUUGGAAAAACCAGUGACAAAAAGAAAGGCAAGUCUUCAUCAGCAUCUUCAGGAGGAAACAAAGGAUCUAAGAACCAUGGAGGAGGAAAGUUUUAUCUGGAUAUUCCUCCUGAGACACCAGCCUUUCUCUGUGAGAAGAUGGGAGUUGAAUUGGACUUAAAGAAGAUGGCAGACAUGACAGUUGAUGACAUGAUUCACAAACAGAACGUUUUAUACAUCUCACGUGGGCAGUUAAAGAAACACACUAGCACUAUAUUGAAUAUCAGCUUGAAUGUGCGCUAUAUUUCACAGCAGGUGAACAUGCCACUACUGCGUCUGCUGCAUCAGAUAAGCAAUAUGUACCAGAAUGUUAAGGAAACACAAAUGGAACUGAAAGAACAACAACCAGAAGUUAAAAAAGAAAACUUGACAAAAAAUAACAAGAAUGGUUCUUCAUCAACAUCAGACAUGCAUGAGAAUGUGUCUGUAGUUGAUGACAAGAUGAAAUUACCUGCUGGAAAUGUAACUGGGGUUGGUCCUGGCUUUCCCCACUCAUUGAGCCAACAAAAGAUAGUGUCACCAUCAGCAUCUCUUCGCUCCCGUCCGCAGAGUUUUGCGCAGAAACUUAGAUCAACUAGCAAGAGUGUAAAAGGCUACAUGAAUUUGUCUGAAGGAGGAACAACGCCAAUGCUGGCGGUGAGUCCGUCUGGUUCAGGUCUUGAACAUACCACCAUUGCCUCAGAUAAAAGUAAAGAUGUACUAAAUCUGACACCUCGCUGCUGGAAAACUGUGUACUAUCUUCUUGAUCUGUAUGCAACAAUGCCAGAAACAAAGACCAUCACUCAUAGGUUUUCUGUGGCUGCUGAUAUUUCAGAAGGCUACAAGGGUAACAGGAAGUAUGACUUGUUACCUGAAGUUAAAAGCAAUGAAGAUUUGGAGAAAGGAGUUGCUGCUGUCCCUGAGACUGCUACAGGCUCUACUCCACAGCCACAUGAUAAACCCAGGGAACUCAGUGUGGUGACUGGGGAACGUACUCGUCUCAUUGUGUUUGGUGUGGCUCGAAUUCAUCGAACAAGGUUACUAGCAACAUUAAGUGGACUCAAACUGGAGGCUGAGAUUACGAACCUCCAUUCUAGUCUUACUUGUCGUAAAAAAUCCAGGCCUGCAAGUUUGGAAUGUUCUCUCACAGGACAUAUUGGACGAACUAUGAUUGUUCUUCUGGAAGGAGUUGCACCCAGUCAGCAAACUGUAGUGAGGGUGACAGUUGGUAAAUCACAGGCUCUGUACUCAAGUGUGUCAAGACGUUCCAAGGAUAAGAAUUCGGGGCUUCUGACUGUUGGAGCUGUAAAUAUAGAUAUUCCUCAGCACCCAGUUGCUCUUCAUGGAAUGAUGACUAGAGGAAGUAAAGAGCUAUCUUCAACCCUUCAGGAAUUGCGAGUGACUCGAACUUCAAGCAGGAUUAGCCGUGGAACAACGGCUGAAGAAGGAGAUUUCAUAACUCAGCAUUCUCCUCGCCACUUUCACUCAAUGCAGGCUCCACAGUCUGGUCUCCAGAAGCAGCAACAAGAGUCCAGCUUGCUACAGCCCCUUGUCAUGCAGUUUUCUGUUAUAUUACAGAGUCUGAGCAUUACAGCAGCCUUGUUACCAUCCUUACAAGCUCAGUACAAGAUGGAUCAAGUGAACAGUACAGGAGUGACUGGAAGCAAAGCCAAAUUCACCAUAGACUUGCCUCAGCAUUCACUCAGCUUCACUACAAAACUGCAAGUGCACAAUGUAACUGAUGCUCAUUUACCAUCAGAAGCCAGCAUUGAACUUCCUAAAGUUCAUGUAUCUGCUGAAUAUGUGCAAGAUGGAAAUAAUCCUCGAGAGGCACAGUUUGCAGAUGGAGUUGUUUUCCGGCAAGGAAGCUAUCUGAGUGCUGUGGCAGAUAUUGGUGUUUUUGAACACUCUCUCACCACAGAUCUGCUGAAUCAUUUGGUAUUUGUUCAGAAAGUAUUCAUGAAGGAAGUAAAUGAAGUGGUACAGAAAGUGUAUGGUGGGGAGAAACCAGUGCCUUUAUGGCUAGAGGACAGUGAGGAGCCCACCAGCUCAUCCCUCAAGAGAAUUCUUUUCUCACUAGUUAUUAGAAUUAAGAGAAUCCAGUUGACAGCUACAACUCCUACCAAUUCAGCUGUUCGCCUGGAAACAGGUGCAGUUGAGUUCCAGCUGUCAAAUAGAGUACAGAAUGUAUCAGGAGCUGCACAGCCUAACCCAUACAUGAAAAUCUUUGGAAAGGCACAGGUGGAUAUAAAUUUAAGUCUGGGUCAGCUUUUGAAAAAUGUCAUGUUUGAAGAAGCUGAACCAGAAUUCCAACAGUAUGCUUUCUUUAAGACUCGCAUAGGUUUGCGUAAUGCGUUCCAAGAUGAAAUGGUUCAGGGCGAGGAUAAGGAAGUUGUACUUAUAACUUUAAAGCGGCCAUUGAUUUAUAUCCAACCUAUGGCUGUAGAUAAGGCAAUAUUGGUGUGGUUGAACUACAAAAAUGCUUAUGAAUAUUGGAAUGAACAGCGAUCAAAUUUGAACAAAGAGGUUCUUACAGCAACGCAGCAGGUAUUUGAGAAAGUUCCAUUUGGCCAAUUAACAAGUCAGCUCAGCGCUCCUCAUCUUGGGACACUUUUUCUGCAACUAACAGUGGAUGACAUGGGCAUUUGUCUGCCCCUGAACCCUCUGCCUCUUGCAUCUUGGGGAGUGAAUCGACAAGUAUAUGAUGCAGAGAGUCGUGGUGCAGUGGUUAUCACUCUUGAAAGCACUAGCAUCUCAGCCUGCAGUUCAGGUUCAUUAGUCAGUAAAGGUCGCUUUAUGGGACUUUGCCUUCGCUUUGCUGAUGACUUUGAAACAAGUCUUGAUGACUGGAAACCUGACAUGAGUGACAGUACUAUUAUGAACUUGUGUGUUGUGUCUGAAGGAACAUAUGAAGUUUGCAGUCGCACAAUUGCCCAAAAGCAAGGAACUGAAAAUGCAAAAUGGUUCCUAAACGUACAGUGGCAGAUGGAAGGUGUGGAUAUUCACUUGGAUGUGAAUGUUGGCAAACAGUUAUCAGCACUGGGACACACACUAACCAUGCUUACAGGAUCACAGGAAGAGGAUGAACCGGUCACUGCAGAGUAUGAUAGUGAUGAGGUCGACCAAGUGGAUGGCAAUGCAGCCUCCUUGGUACGUUCCCACAAACAACAUGAGAGCAUAAGCUUACGGCGACCACGGAAUUUGACAGAUAGCUUGCCCGCAUUUGUGUUUGAUCCAUCUCUGGAUGCCAAAAAGCGUUCAAAGUUGAUUGAGAAGGAAAUGAAUGAACAGGCUAAGAUCAUUAAUGAUCUUCGCUCAUUAGGUGCAUCUCAUGGAACUAUUGAGCAAGAAAUGAAACGUUUGCAAGAGCUGGAAGCCAUGGUCUUCAAGGAUUUCCGAAGGGAUAUGAUUCAGAAGUUACGCCGCCAGAGUGUGAAAGCAUCGUCCAUCAAAGGCAAGUUUGGACUGGGAUCUAAAGCCAGCACAUAUCGCUCAAAGUCCUUCAUUGUGCCAUCUCCCACUCCAGAACAUCAUCUCGAGAUGGAGAGUCCUGAUGACUUAGGUGGCGCUAGUAUCAAUUCUAAUGGAAAUUCUGCAAGUUUUGAGAGUUCACCACACUCUGGGCCAUCACGAUCAGCUUCUCUGCGUGUUAGAGGUUUAAGUGGACCCCGAGUUACAUUCAGUGAUACACACAACAUCUGCAGGCAGUCCUCUCUUCCAAGUGCAGGCUCAGAUCUCAGUCUCCCAGAAGGGGACUUAGAGUGGACAGGCGAUGACAUAGAGAUGUCAGCAGGUGAUAAGGUAGAGCUGAGGCGAAGACCACCAGCAUGUGGACCAGCCAACUAUGAUAAUAUUGACAAUAGUAUGCCACUGCUAGAUUCAUAUCAGAAGGACCAAGGAGGCAGCACGAGCCCAGCAUCAUACACAGCAGUAUUUCAAAAACCUCAAGAACCAAAUAUUGAUUUUGAACUAGAUGUAAAAGUCUUCAUUAACAGUGGGAAGUGUGUGCUACAUACUAAAGACCCAGCAAAAGAGGAUGAACUUAAAUUAACUAGCCGCUUGAAGAAGGAACGCAGCUGUUCAGGAGGGAUGUUUGAUUUUCCUCCUUCAAGUCCAAACAUGAGUCGUCGUAAUAAGGAAAAGCCUCAUGGAACUUCAUCUACCACAAGAUUACGAUACCUGCAUAGCACAGUUGCCCAGUUAGUGGACCUCACAAUAUUUCAUAUUCCUGGCCUGGAUGUGAAAGUUCAUUAUGAAUCCAGGACACUUCAUGAAGAAAAUGUGUCACCACGUUUGGCAAGUGAACUGAUGGCACAGCAAGCUCUGUCUCAGGGACGCAAAGGUGGCACCAAGAAGGCAAGUCUCUUCGCUUGGAUGACAUUGCAGAGUAUUCCAGAAGAGACAAUUAUAAGUCCUCAUAUCUUAGAGUUUCUGGAACAGACACUAGAACCUAUUCCGUCAACAUUACAACAAGCCAAAACAUCAGGACCAGUGAAUACCAUGUUUGCAAUGGAUCAAGACACAUCUUGGGCUUCUGCCACAGCAACAAGCAAUUAUGUGUAUGCUUCCUUCCCUGUUGAUGUCAUAGUGUACUUUCACAUGCAGCCAUCAACUUUCCGCUUUUCCUGCCUGCCUGUUUCAAGAGUGGAGUGUAUGUUGCAACUCCCAUCUCUGGACAUUGUUUUCUCAUCCAAGAGAGCUGAGGAGGAGUUGCAUAGUGAGUUUGGUGAGGGCAGGCCUUCAAAUCAUCCACCAAGUGGUAUAGACUCCUCAACAAGUAGAUUUGAUAUGGGCUCUUCUCCAUCAGCUGUUGGUGGUUUAAGUGUAACAGGCUGCUUGGCAGACUUUUCAGUAUAUAUCUUCCAUCCCUAUGGUGGUGGGAAGAAGACUGGUUUGAAGGAAGCACAAUGGUCACCAUUAGCAGACAGUGAACGGAAAGAUUCUUUGAGUGUGAAUGUUGAAUUUGUGAAGUUUCAUUUAUCACGAAGUCGUAAACUCAACUUUCAGUGUGACCAACAGCAGUCAAAGGGAUUGAAAGGUUCAGACCAGAGCCAGGCCGUUAUUCGAUUUUCCACCAUUAUAGACAUUGGCUCAGCAUCUUUUAAAUAUGACAUGAGACGGCUAACUGAGAUUCUGGCCUUCCCUAAGGCAUGGUACCGGCGUAGCAUUGUACGUCGAUUGUUUCUGGGUGAUCUCAGUAUCAGUGCCACUUACAGUGAAGGAGAAGAAUCUUCCCCUUCUAGUCUUGAGGAUGAACAUUUGCUGGCUGCUCCACAGUCAGGAGCAAGAUCCAGCAUGUUGGAUAGUAGUGGGCGAAUUGUAACUGAUGGACAUGGUUUGUCUCGAUCUGCUCCUACUACAGAACGAAGUCCAAUGUUACCAACCAGAGAGCGUCUUAGGUUAAGUUUGGAAAAUGAUAUCUCUCAACAUUCAAAGUUUAGAGAGGGUAGUUGUGGGCGAAUGCAGAACAAACCAGAUACACCAAGCCCUUCAGAACAGAAGUCUGGUUCAGCCUGGGAAACCUUGGUCCUAUUUGCUGUCAAUUUCACUCGGCUUAAUGUUCAUAUGAACAUGGGCAAUGUAAUGGGUAAUGUUACGUGGCUUACCAAAGACUUCAGGUCUGAGGGUCGCCUCUCCAUUGGCAGCACGGGACAUAAGAACAUGUAUAUAGGUGUGGGACUUGGAGGAUCAAGUUUGGAUGCAAAGGGGGGAAUAGUUGGUGGAACUAUUGAACUAAGCAAGAUUGAUACAUUCAUUCAUAUAAGAGAGGACCCUGGAACUGAACCAGAUCAUACUGUUGGACUUAAACUGUUUGCACUAGAGCUACGGCUUGAUUACAUGGGAACUGGUGUGCUCAUGUGUCGGGUCAGUUCAUUGUCUGUCUCUCUUCGUGAUGAGUGGAAGAUUAAUCGUAGCAAGAAAACUUCAGAAAACUUUAUUCCUACUAGGAGACCAGCAAUGAUAUUCAUGCAUGGAGAUUUGGGUUGGGAUCAGUUGCAACUCAUGAUCUCCAAAUCAACUACAGCUGAUCUGCUGAAAAUGUUCUACAAGCUAGAGGAAUUUUUCUCACAGCAGUUCAAAAGCAGCAAACGUGUGUUUUCAAGCCUGCAGCCACGGACACAUUCCAAAAACAGCAGCUUUAAGAAGAAACAGCCUCAUGCAAAGAAGAAGUCUGCUGGGGAUGCAAAUUCUCAUACUUGGGCAAGCUCUGCUCUGCAGGAUGCAAGACACCAUCGUCACUGGCAGCAUGUUUUGGGUCAAGUGGGUGGCCUGCAUCUGUCCACACUUAGUUUUCCAUUGCCAGUGUCUGGUACUGUACUUGGAGGAACAAUGGAACUUCAUGGAAAGAACAUUUCAUUAGCUUGCUUCCAUGGUAUCAAUUUCAAGUCAAAGUCAUGGGCAUUGUUUUCAUUGAAAGAACCAUGUAUCUCAUUUGCAACUGAAGCCCAGGAGAUUCCAUCAGCAGAAUUCAAUGAUCAGCUUGAUGUUCAUGUGGUCCAGACUCUAACAUUCAGUCUGGGAAUGAUGGAAGAGCAUCCUCAUGCUCAGCACCACAGCAUGGCUACUGUGUGCCGCAUGAGUCGCAAUGUGUUGUUCCCUCCGCAGUUCCGUACUCUGCAAGAAUGGUUCCAUUAUGCAUUUGCUAGCAGUGAGAUUGAUGCAGUGGAUCGGUUUCCAAGUCUGGAGAGGGAGAGACUGGAGAGCUGUUCCGAGCAGCAGCGAUCCCGGAGCAGCAGCAGUAGUAAGCUCCAAGAUCCAAAUCACACAAGAGAAGUGAUAUUUGCAUUGCCAUCACUGCAGUUGCAUCUGAAGACUGAACAUCUUCAAGCAGCAAAGACUCCUGAUGUUGCUGGUGAGAAACCUCUAGUUGAGUGCAGCUUUAUCACAGAAUUCGACGAUCACAUCUUUGUGACGGUAGAUGCCGAGGCAUUUUUCUUCCUCCAUGAUCUUAUCACAUCAUAUGUCAAGGAGAAGGAGAGAGUGAUUGGGUCAGUGGCUUUUGGACCAAGAGCUCACAGUCCUGAUCCUGAGAGACAUAACAGAGAGAGCUGCAGUGGUAACAGUUCAAUGGUAGGCAUUAGUGGAGCCACCAACUGGAGAAAUUAUCACUGUAAGACAUGGCAUCUGGAACCAACUGUCAGGCUUCUUUCUUGGGCUGGCAAAAGUAUAGAGCCAUAUGGAGUAGACUACAUUCUUCAGAAACUUGGGUUCUCACAUGCUCGAACAACAAUUCCCAAAUGGAUGCAACGAGGUUUUAUGGAUCCAUUAGAUAAAGUGCUAGCUGUCUUGAUGCUUAGAAUGAUAACUGUAGUGAGAGAGGAGCCACAAGCAAGUGAGUGGGAUUCUGACAAGAAGCAGACUGAUGGGAAGUAGAAAUUGAAGUAUUCCGAAAGCAUCAAAUGUUUGCACUAGCAUUGAUAGGCAUACUUAAUUAUGAACGUGGCAAAACAUAGUAACGUAAUAUGCCACACAUAUAAGAAAAUCUGUUGGCUUUGUAAAUAAAAUAACCCUUGAUAUUCUUUGAUGGCUGCAGAAAGUAUGCCCUUUCAGGUGAUGUUAGUUCCUCUGAUAGCUUUAAAACAUCUUCAGAUGGUUGUGGAAACAUUCGUUGGACAACAUAUGUGUACCUGUCUGGAAGUAUUAUCAUAAUUUUGAGCCAUUUAUUGUGCAUGUAUUUUGAGUAGACAAAAUACAAUGCCACUGGGAUAAAUAUAGAAUAUUAUAGCAUGUCUCAGCAUAAACGUUAAAUUACACACAAAGAAAGCACAAUAUAUCAUUUUCAUUAAUUCACUGAAACUUUUCAUGUCAUAAAUACCCUAGUAUUUGUAGUAGGUAGUAUGAUUCAUAUUUAAGAAACAUUUCUUCAGAAGUUGUACAUAAUUUUGUACUUCAUUGAUGAAGUCUUCUUCACCAGCCUAAUAUCCAGUGGGUAUUGGAAUUCUUUUCUUGAUGAAUACAAUGACCUGAGCAUAAAGAAAACCACUUACCUUCAUCUAGUACCAAGGCUAAGAGUGUACGGAGCUAUACCUCUGUGCCCAAAUAUAUCCCAUAUAUCUGCACUGUGUGGCACUUAGUGAAGUAUCAGAAACAAUUAUACCUCUUUACCUUUAUUUUGUCAAUACCAGUGCCAACUAAGAAAAGAAAUACGUCAGCUGUCAUUCGCUUCUUUUUAGCCGUUGUUUUAAUUUUUAGUUUAAGUGAUGACUACUAUAUCUGUUUGACAAUUGGAGCAUCAGUUCUUAUUCUUGAAGAUACUAUCUCUAACAUUCCAAUUUGCAUCCCUUGUGUUAUUAAUCAUUGUAUCCUUUUAAUGAUAUUAUAGUUGUAAUCUGUUUAGGAUGUAUAUGGAGCAGGUAUCAACACUGAACAGGAAAUGAUAUAUUGGCCAAGAAUCACUUCCCUCCUUACAUUGUGAGCUUUAACCCAUUGAACUCUAUUGACUCAGAUAAAAGUAUUUUCAUGUGACUGUGGACUGUACAUGUUACUUACCUGUCCUUAUUCCUCAUGUGUCUAUUUCCACUUCAUACAUAUCUUGAACAUUGCAUAAUUUUGUCCAUCUGGCAUUUCUUGAGAUUUUUGGUAGUGUUUGUUGGUUCCCUUAUUUGGCCUUUUUCAGGGUUAGUCCAGUGAUAAAGCUUCUGAUCAGGCUAUAAGUACAGCAUUUUCUCUGCACAUGUUGUAACAGUUAUACCACUUUUGGAAUUUGUACCGGGUAUUCCGGUAGAAACUGGCAGACAAUAGAGAGGUGCUUUCUGCCUCCAUUAUCAGGAUGGAGGCAGUGAGCACCUCUGAAACAUCAGCCAGUUUCUUCCAGAAGACAAUCAUCUUCAAAUAGUCUUUUCUUCAUUUUAUUUUACAAAUUGUUGCAGAGAGGUAUUUCAGUGUCAGUGAGAAAAGUAUCAUAUUUGUUCUUAUAUUGAAGAAUUAUAUUUUAUUGUUUAUUGGGUAUUUAUUUGUUGUGUGCUAUGGGUCAGUUCCAGUAUAGUUAAUAUAUGUGCUCUAAUACUGCUACUGAUUUGUGCUUAUAGUUUGAUUUGUAUUCCUCUGAUAGAAAAUGGUAAACAAACAUAUCAAUAAUGUUAAUAUGUUGAUGCCAUACACAUUCCUCUACCUUUGAUGUGGCCUCACAUGUCACUGUACGUGUUUCACUGGUAUAUCCUUUAGUAUGUAUUUUGAAUAAUAUGUAACAUAUUCAGAUUCUUAUGACAUAUUCUUUCCUUUUUUAAAUCCUUGUUAUAGAAAUAUGUAAUGUGUUGUUAUUUCUUGCAAUUUAUUUCACAAUUAACAGAUUAGUCUUACAAUGUGGUAAUUGUAGUGAAGAGUUUAGGCAUCAUAUUAAGUUAAAUUUUACUAUAAUAUGUAAUUUUAAGGUAUGUUCGCAAGUAUAGUUUCAACAAGUUAUCUCAUUGACAAAAUGGUCUGGAAAAUUUCCAGCUCUGUUUUAAUUUAUUAGAUACUGAGCAUGUUUUAAGUACAGUCCACGAUUGUAAUCUUGAGACUUACAAGGAAUGCAGUAAGUCCAUAGCAUUAAAGGCAGACACUAUCUUUCCUCCUUCACCCCACCUCCUCACCCUGCAAGUCUCAAGAUUACAGUCGUGGACUGUAGUUUGUGUUCAUUUUUUUCUGUAAAAAUAUUUAAAUUUCGACCACUUGCUGGAGUUUUUCUAUGUCUGCUUGAGCUGGAAAUUGAUAUUGUCAGUCAGUCAGUCAUCAAAAUUGUUAUUUACUCAUGUUUUGUACUUGUAAGUUAUAUUUGAAGUAUGGGAAAAUUACCCAGGAAAUUGAAGUUUCUAUUACAGUACUGAAUGAUUCAAACAUGCAUGAAGAAAAAUAGAUUUCUGGAUCCCUUGCUGUAUUGUAUUGUCUGUAAAUAGUUUUUGGUUGUGCUGCUUUUGAUUUUAGUAGCAUCCCUAUCGCUGAAUAGCUUAAUAUUGUUAUGUAUAUGACUGUGAGUUCUCUUUGUUCCAUUCUUAUAUUUUGUAUCAGAUAUUUAUAUUUUAUCAUUAUCAUCAUCAUUACUAUUACUGUUUAAUUUUAGUGCUUUUUAAUUGGAUGGGUAGCAAAGAAUUAUAGCAACAGUUACUAAUUAUUUAAGUUUCUUUUGUGUUGUGUAUAUUGCAUGGUGUUGUGGGAAAUACCUCUAUUUUAUUUAUUUUUUAAUCCUGGCUUUACUGUUUGAUAAUGUGAAGGAACUAAUUUAUAUGGUAACUGCAUCUAUAAGGCAGCAUUUUGCUAUUUGAAACAAACUACACAGUAGUAGAAAAUUAUUUAUCAUAUGUAUGAAAAGGCAGGUUAGAACAAGUGAUUGUUGUUUAAGGUAACAAUGUAAAUAUUAUGUUAUGUAAUUUUGUUGCAUAUAUAUUUCUGGUUACUUUGUGAUAUAUUUAAAAUGUCUUGUUUUCCCAUAUGUUUCCCACCCUUGAAUUAAGAUUAUUCCACAAAACAUUGGUCAGUGCCUGUUAUAACAUACCGUGUAAUGAUGCAAAAUAAUAUACAGAAGGUUCAGUCAUAGAGGUGAAAGAAAUGUAGAAAGGUAGCAUUCGAAAUUAAGGUUUGGAAAGGCUGUACUCAGUUUGUGGAUGGUUAUGUUCCAUUUUAUGAUGAAAAUAUAUGUAAUCCAGCAAAUUUCAAGUGGGAAAGUUUGAUAAAUAAGUGUCAUUGUACCUGCUCUGUUAAUUAUAGGAAAAUAAAUAUGAUGACUGCAUACAAAAUAA